AUGCAACUGACUGGCAGAAUCCAAUCCACCUCCGAUGGCCGCGAUAUCCUCAUCACAGCUGUCGAGUUCACAGCAUAUUUCCUGCAUCUGGGGAGCAAGCGGAGCAAAUCCAGCCUCUCCAGACUUGCGCCGGCCCUACUCAAUCUCUCAACCAUAUUCCAAGAAGCACGGUGCACGCUGCACCACAUCCAGCUGGUCUACACGCUCUUAAAAGCGCGCGAGGUUCUUCAGUCUUCGCGCAGGGAAAUCAUCAAUUGGAUCCUGGAGGUGCUCUAUUUGGGUCUCGAGGGUGGGGCGUUUCUAGCUCAGAAGAGGGUACUGCCUCGGGGGUUUAUCGAGCGAACUGGUGGACUUGACCGGUGGUAUUCGAUGAGCACGCAGGUGUGGAUUGUUCAGUUUGUCCUAGGGUUGGCUGGGCGUUGGAUCUGGAAGGAGGAGAAGCCUAGUAAUGCUGAAGAAGGGAAGGCGGAAUGA
Messenger RNA from Aspergillus thermomutatus, 474 nucleotides. RefSeq lists its product as uncharacterized. The record is from RefSeq and is a predicted model, not a curated record. NCBI's taxonomy places the organism in Eukaryota, Fungi, Ascomycota, Eurotiomycetes, Eurotiales, Aspergillaceae. The coding region runs from base 1 to 474 and encodes 157 amino acids. The transcript has a single exon.